This is a messenger RNA of Bufo bufo (common toad), 2094 nucleotides long. RefSeq names its product coronin 1A (gene CORO1A). Gene Ontology annotation, biological process: cell migration; actin filament organization. The record is from RefSeq and is a predicted model, not a curated record. Gene Ontology annotation, molecular function: actin filament binding. The coding region runs from base 148 to 1536 and encodes 462 amino acids. Lineage: Eukaryota; Metazoa; Chordata; Amphibia; Anura; Bufonidae. The transcript is spliced from 11 exons.
GACCCCCCCUCCGCUUCCUGCCCUCCUACUCCUCCUCCUGUCUUGCAGAAUAUUCUUGUAAAAAGCAGAAGUUUGAUGCAGACUGCAAGCAGCUGACAGCGAGCAUCACCCUCCACAGCACCCCGCACCGCUCCCUCAGGCCUCAUCAUGAGCAGAAAGGUCGUCCGCAGCAGUAAAUUCCGCCACGUCUUUGGGCAGCCGGUGAAGACCGACCAGUGCUACGACGACAUCCGGGUGUCUCAGAACACAUGGGACAGCAACUUCUGCGCCGUCAACCCCAAGUUCUUGGCCAUCGUGGUGGAGGCCAGCGGCGGAGGCGCCUUCUUGGUCUUGCCCCUCUCCAAGACGGGGCGGAUGGAUAAGUCGCAGCCCGUGAUUUGCGGACACACGGCUCCAGUGCUGGACAUCGACUGGUGCCCACACAACGACAAUGUCAUUGCCAGCGGCUCCGAGGACUGCACUGUCAUGGUCUGGGAGAUUCCGGAUGGCGGUCUGACCCGCUCCCUCACAGAGCCCAUCGUCACCUUGGAAGGGCACACUAAGAGGGUGGGGAUCGUGCUGUGGCACCCGACUGCUCAGAACGUGCUGCUGAGCGCAGGCUGCGAUAACGUGGUCCUGAUCUGGGACGUGGGCUGCGGACAGUCCAUCAUCUCCAUAGACGAGACUCACACCGACAUUAUCUACAGCGUGGCCUGGAACCGCAACGGGUCUCUCAUCUGCACCUCCUGCAAGGACAAGAAGAUCCGGAUCAUAGAGCCCAGGAGUGGGAACAUUAUAACGGAGAAGGAGAAGCCCCACGAGGGCAGCCGGCCGGUCCGCGCCAUCUUUGUGUCCGACGAUCAGAUCCUGACCACAGGGUUCAGCCGGAUGAGCGAGCGACAAGUGGCCUUAUGGGAUACGAAGGCCUGGGACUCUCCGCUCACCCUGCAGGAGCUGGACACGAGCAGCGGGGUUCUCAUCCCCUUCUACGACCCCGAUACAGGCAUCGUCUACCUCGGCGGGAAGGGGGACAGCAGCAUCCGCUACUUUGAGGUGACGGACGAGUCCCCAUAUGUCCAUUACCUGUCGAUGUACAGCAGCAAAGAUUCCCAGCGGGGGAUGGGCUACAUGCCAAAGCGCGGCCUGGAGGUCAACAAGUGCGAGAUCGCCAGAUUCUACAAGCUGCACGAGAGGAAAUGUGAACCAAUCGCCAUGACGGUGCCCAGGAAGUCCGACCUGUUCCAGGAGGACCUCUACCCGGACACCGUGGGCCCGGACCCGGCGCUCAGCGCGGAGGAGUGGCUGUCCGGUAAGGACGCGGAGCCGCUGCUCGUCUCCCUGAAGGACGGAUACGUCCUGAGCAAGAACCGAGAACUGAAAGUCACCAAGAACGUCCUGAGCGCGCGGCUGCCCAAGCGCAGCCAGUCGUCCGGCGGGAGCAAGCCGUGUGAGGACUCCAGCCUGGAGCAGCUGAUGGAGGAGGUGGAGAAGCUGAAGGCGACCGUGGCCGAGCAGGAGAAGCGCAUCGCCCAGCUGGAGGAGAAGGCGUCCGAUUAGCAGGGGCCCCGGGCCCUCCCCCAGCGCUGUCAAGAGUCCCUUGUUAAAGGAGCACUCCAGUCAUUGACUUUUCUGACGACUCUCAUGGGCGCCCCCCAUGACAUCAGAGGAGUCCAUCAUCGGAGUCCCCUUUAACCUCUUACUGAACGGAAUAGCGGACAGGGGGCGGGUCUAAUAAAACCACAACCCCUCCCCCAACCGCCUGCCCAUCUCUGUGCCCCCUCUGGGUGUAAAUAAUUCUUAGAGGUACGAGAGUCCCCCAAAAUCAGAAUCCUCCAGGAAAUAGAAAUGGAGGGCUUUAUUCAGCAGUUUCUUGAUCCUGGGAAAGCUGGGUGAAGCACACAGGGGCCCCACGCAGACCGGCACCCAGCUUUCCCAGGGCCCUGCAAGGCGCAUCUGUCAGGGGGGGGGGGGGAGGGAAAGCUGUAAGGACUCCAUAUUGGCAGUCACUCAGCUUUCCCAGAACCCAUCAGAAGUUGACUCUUUCAUUGCUGGAUUUUUUUUAAUUUUAUUUUAAUAGUUAAUGUUCAUUAAUAUCUGAGAAUAAACAGUGAAUCG